Messenger RNA from Tachysurus vachellii, 579 nucleotides. RefSeq names its product LSM5 homolog, U6 small nuclear RNA and mRNA degradation associated (gene lsm5). Gene Ontology annotation, biological process: mRNA splicing, via spliceosome. The transcript has 5 exons. Gene Ontology annotation, molecular function: RNA binding. The record is from RefSeq and is a predicted model, not a curated record. NCBI's taxonomy places the organism in Eukaryota, Metazoa, Chordata, Actinopteri, Siluriformes, Bagridae. Gene Ontology annotation, cellular component: Lsm1-7-Pat1 complex; U4/U6 x U5 tri-snRNP complex; U6 snRNP. Bases 63 to 338 code for a protein of 91 amino acids.
AACUUCACUUCCGCUGUACGUCUUUACUCCGCAAGUCCACUUCCGGGUUCGUUAUUUGCAAAAUGGCGGCAACACCGGCUUCAAAUCCUUCGCACUUGUUACCACUCGAGCUGGUGGAUAAAUGUAUUGGAUCUCGGAUUCACAUCGUCAUGAAAAACGAUAAAGAGAUUGUGGGAACCUUGCUGGGGUUCGAUGAUUUUGUCAACAUGGUGCUUGAGGACGUCACCGAGUUUGAGAUCACUCCUGAAGGACGACGGAUAACAAAACUGGAUCAGAUUCUCCUCAACGGAAACAACAUCACCAUGUUAAUCCCCGGAGGAGAAGGACCAGAAGUGUGAAGCAAUCCACAUCGGCUUUUAUUUUUAUUUGUAUGUUUUUCUCAUGUAAUUGUGUUGUAUUUUUUUUUUUUUUAUAAAUAUAUAAAACAAUUUAAUGUCUGAGUUAAUGUGAUGUCUGAUUGUGUAUCAGAAUGAAGAGUUGAGUUAUACAUUACACAGUGUGCAUGGUUCUCUUCUGUUAUUAAUAAAUAAAGUGUAAAGCCUUUUGUCACUUGGUGUAAAAGGUCACCAGUGUUGCAGA